Epinephelus lanceolatus (giant grouper) is the source of this 1939-nucleotide messenger RNA. RefSeq names its product ring finger protein 8, E3 ubiquitin protein ligase (gene rnf8). Gene Ontology annotation, biological process: ubiquitin-dependent protein catabolic process; double-strand break repair; protein K48-linked ubiquitination. Gene Ontology annotation, molecular function: ubiquitin protein ligase activity; histone binding. Gene Ontology annotation, cellular component: cytosol; nucleus; ubiquitin ligase complex. NCBI's taxonomy places the organism in Eukaryota, Metazoa, Chordata, Actinopteri, Perciformes, Serranidae. The record is from RefSeq and is a predicted model, not a curated record.
CUUGACACCGUAGUGCAACGUUAGCUAUGGAGCAACAACACAGUUAGAGCUGUGUUUUUAUGUCACAUUAGCCACUGACAGAAUGAGCUAAAAAUGGACACGUUGACGACAGACUCGUCUGCGGCCGAGGAGGAGGAUGAAUGUUCAGACUCAGAGGUUUUAUGUUUGAUGAGAGUCGGGAGAAAUUCAGACUGGCUCCGCUUGUACGAAAACACUGAGAUCACUGUAGGACGUGGAGUGGAUGUAACCCACCAGCUGUUGUCUCCAACAUGUCCUCUGAUGAUCUCCAGACUGCACUGUAUUUUCAAACAAAGGGAAGAUGGCCAGUGGACGGUGACAGACAGGAAGAGUCUCAACGGUGUGUGGGUGAAUGGAAACCGCAUACCUGCUGAAGAGGCCCAUCAGCUGAGGCUGGGAGACUCCAUACAGCUCGGGGUCCCUGUCAUUGGAACCAAAGUGGAGUUCGACUACAUCCUCGUCCAGCGGCCCCUCAAAGACAUUAAACUCUACCUGACAAAGGGACACAAAGAGGGUGCUAAAGCUGCCCACGUUCCCAAGAAGUCUAAGAGGAAGUUGACGGUUGAAGAGGUUGAGCCGUCCACCUCGAAGCCCAAGCUGUACCGCUGCUCCUCUGCAGACAAGUCGUUUGCAAAGCCCUGCCCACUGUCACCGGUGAAACGCCAGCAGAGGCUCAGUCACACCCAGCCAGAGGAGACUGGAUCCAGCAGACAAGUCCGGGAAGUAGACCAGCCCUCAGAUGGCUCUAGUGUUCUGUGUGACAUGGACAACUUGCAGAUGUACAGCCAGAACAUCCUGAUGCUGAGGGAGCAGGUGGACGACACCCAGAGGCAGGUCGCCUCGCUGGGCGGAGAGCCCCAGCAGGCAGACCCGCUCAGAGAGGAGCACGUCAGGGAGCUGCAGGGUCAGCUGGAGGCACUCAGAGCCAAAAUGCACCGGAUGGAGACCUUAGAGAAGUCGUUUAGUGAAACCAAGAGGCAGCUGGAGGCGGAGAAAACGCAGCAACAAGAGGAGCUUUUAAAGAAACAGUUGGAUGAGGCCUUGCAUGAGCAAAAGAAAGUAAUAGAUGAACUCACCCUUUCUCGGAAAGGCUUUGAAGAGGUACUCUUGGCCAAAAACAAAGAGCUCGAAGUGACAAAGGAGGAGAAAGAAAAGGCUCGGGCCCAAAAAGAGGAAGUAGUUACACAAGUGACUGAAGUUCUGGAGAACGAGCUUCAGUGCAUCAUCUGCUCUGAGCUCUUCAUUGAGGCUGUCAUCCUGAACUGCGCCCACAGCUUCUGCAGUUACUGCAUCAAGCAGUGGCGUAAAAAGAAAGAUGAGUGUCCCAUCUGCCGACAGAGCAUCCUCUCCCAGACCCGCUGCCUGGCCCUGGACAACUGCAUUGACAGCAUGGUGGAAAACCUGAGCCUGGACAUGAAGUCGAGGCGGCAGACCCUCAUCACUGAGAGGAAAGAAAAGCAACCUUGUGAUCGUGAUGUCAUCCACUCAGCAGCUGACUCUGCUCAGGUGAUGGUGAUCCACGAUGACGACAGCAGCAGGAGCAGCAGAAGCAGCAGCGACAGCGACGGCAGCAUGGUGUCCAUAUACAGCACCCUGAGCUCUGUGGUCUCCGUGGACACGGACAGCAGCAUCCACUUAGACUCCAGUCCGCCCUACAGUGGCUACUCUGAUGAAAGUCCUGAUGAGUUAGAGGAUUAUUAGCGCUUCUCUCCCACAGGCUGUGAUGUACAUUGGACUUUUUUUGGUGUUGAUGUUUGCAUUUUCUUCGGAUUGUUCCAGGAUGGUAUGCAAAGUUUGGUCUCAUCGUGAGUCCGGUAACCAGAUUCAGCGAGGGUUUAUGUUUUACUUUUUUGUAAAAUGAUUAGUUGACUUUCUUUAUUUUCAACAAAAGGAAUAAAGUUUCUUCCUAUGCACUCUCACA